Orbicella faveolata is the source of this 1654-nucleotide messenger RNA. Its product is annotated as biogenesis of lysosome-related organelles complex 1 subunit 4-like. Gene Ontology annotation, cellular component: BLOC-1 complex. Lineage: Eukaryota; Metazoa; Cnidaria; Anthozoa; Scleractinia; Merulinidae. The record is from RefSeq and is a predicted model, not a curated record.
UUGCUCCUUCGAUCCAAGAUGGCGGACGGUGGAGAGCAAGCUCUUGUGGAAAACGGUAAAUCAGAGGACGAAGAAGAGCUUGAUUUGGCGAAGUGCGCUGCGGAAUUUGCUCAGUAUUGUCAAGUGGAUGUAAGGAAGGAGUCCAAAUCUAUCGAGGAUAUCAUUGAGGAUAUGCUUGUUCGUUUGGAUGAAUUUUCCCAUCUUGCAGAUACGAUUCGCAAUGACUCUUCACAAUCCCUUAUGGAAAUUAUACCCCAGCUACAUGCAAGAUCUCAAGAAUUGCCAACAUUAUUCAGGAAGAUUGACCAACUAGAGGCUUUUAUGAGUGCUGUUAAGAAGAAUGUUGAUGAGGUGGAAGAAAGUGUGGCAACCGCAGAGAGAGAGCUUGGGAGUCAUACCAUUCAUAAAGUUCUGAGCUCUAUACCAGGACUUAGACAGAUGACUCAGAAUCCCCCAAAGAAAGAUAAAAAUUUGUCUGGCUGGCAAGCCCCAGCUGUAUUCAAGACCAGCGAUUUCUUUAGUUCAACAUUACAAGCUACAGAGAAACAGUCAGCAGAAGAGAACACUCAAGAAGCAACAAAACAAUCAACCGAGUCUUCAGCUGAUAAUCAAACAGACGACAACAGCAGCCACACAACAGAUAGAUAAAGAUAAAAAUUAGCAAAUUAUAACAAUAUUAUGGUAGUGAGAAUAUAAAAUUACCAGUAAUUUAUUGGUCAGUCCUGCAGAAUCAAGUUCAAAUUGUCUAAAUAGCUUUAGAGAAUUGUGUUCUCUGUUUUACUGGGCCGGGUUGUUCGAAAGCCGGUUAACGCUAACCCAGGAUUAAAAGUUAACCGAAGUAUUAAUUUUUCUUGUGUAAAAAUAUUUUUCGCUGCAUAUGUUUUGUGUAGUUUCAGAUUGCUCAAACUCAAGACUAAAGGAAAAACAAAAACAAACAAAAAAAAAAAAGAAAAGAAAAAGAAAACCUCACCGAAAAUGUAUAAAAAUCAAAGUUCUCGCUAAUCCUGGGUUAAUCGGGCUUUGAACAACCCGGCCCUGUCGUUAAUGUUAUGAGAUAGAUAGCGUGUCCUGAAAGAUUUAGCCAGACAGUUUUUCUAAACGUUAGUCGUUCGUAAUUCUUCCCAAUCUUUCCCAGUCUUUUCUUAUUUGGUUGGUUACUAUAUCUGAAGUGUAAACUAUAACUUGGUAGACUUAUUAGUACUCUAUUUAGGUAAAACAGACCAAGGAACGUCAAAACUAGAAAAGAUUGAGAAAGAUUUCAGUUAGGUAAUGUUUUUUUCUUUUUUUGAAAUCAAGUUAUAUGGUUAAAAAACGCGGUCUGUUAGGCUCAUAAAAAGUCUCUGUUUAUGUAGCGGAGAUGUGAAGCUCAAAGCUGCCCUGAAUUAAGGAUCGAAGAUGGAAAGGGUGGAAAGGGUGGAAAAUGCAUUAGAAGGCAAUUACUGUUAAGAUUUAUGAAAUUAGUUCACGUACCUCAUCAAUUUUACUAUGUCUAUACAUAUCAGUUUGGGAAAAAUCUUAAAUAACAGUAGAUAACUUCUUAACCUAAAGGGUAUCAAAUUUUAUACGUCAUGGACACGUGUAAUGGUUAUACAUAGUUGAGAAAUUUUAAUUAGUGCAAUCUUCCAAAGACCAUUAAAAGAGUUACAUCACGGUU